This is a messenger RNA of Branchiostoma floridae (Florida lancelet), 1512 nucleotides long. Its product is annotated as glutamine amidotransferase-like class 1 domain-containing protein 1. The transcript has 8 exons. The record is from RefSeq and is a predicted model, not a curated record. Lineage: Eukaryota; Metazoa; Chordata; Leptocardii; Amphioxiformes; Branchiostomatidae. Bases 130 to 783 code for a protein of 217 amino acids.
UUAAAUACCCUAAAAUAGCAUGAUUGCACUAUCCCUAAUUAGUCGCUGGGUCAUGGGACAUCCGAUCAGAGAUAACCCGGAAGUAAAACCCGGAAGCGCUCCAUAGCUGGGGUGUGAGUCUCAGCAAUCAUGUCCAGUGCCAAGCCAUGCUGUUUGGUCAUCUGUAGUGCUGCUAUAGAUGGUGUGUCAACACAGCCGUUCAUCCAGGCAGUCACUCUGCUAAACUCUGCCUUUACACUACAACUGGCUACACCUAAUGGAAAGGCUAUUGAGUUUGUCCAGCAAGAUGAUUCCGGUCGGCGCUGGCUGAACGAUUUCCGGUCCAAGAGUGUGGCCACGCCCACAAGACUGGAUACCAUAGAUGUUUCCCGCUAUGCCUGUGUGCUGAUACCUCCUGCACCUGGUGCCCUGUACGACCUGGCAAAGGAUGCAGAUGUGGCAACUAUUCUCAACCAAGCAGUUGCAGAGAGGAAGCCAGUUUGUGCAGUAGGACUGGGGGUGGCAGGUCUCUGUGGCGCUAUGAAAGAUGACAGGCUAACAUGGACCUUUUCAAGUUACAGUUUAACUGGGCCGUCAGUGUUAAGUUUAGCAAAGAGUCCGUCCUUUGCCAACUUGCCACUAAUCAUAGAGGAUUUCAUCAAGGAUAAUGGUGCAGUGUACAGCGCCAGUAAGGCAGACCAUGUCCAUGUUGUGGUGGAUCAGAACCUGAUCACAGGACAGAAUGAAGAGUCAACAGUGGUCGCUGUGCAAAAUCUCAUCCUCUUGUGCAAUGCUAGUUUUUGACCUCUAAUUAGGUAAUGUCGUUAACAGGCAAGGCAAACAGAAUCUGCCAAGCUGAUGACAGAGACGACAACAUAACAUUGCCAAGACUGUACAUCAGGCUGACUAUCUUCCACUCAUCAUCAAAGCCAAAAACUGCAAGAUUGCCAUGAUCUUAGACUUGUCCAGAUUUAGCCCAACUCCAGGAGUUUCUCUGCAGAAAAAAAAAAAAAAAAAAAAAAAACCCUCAAAAGUGUGGAUGGUGACUAAAGUGCUCCUGGAAUAACCAAGAUGCUAGGGGGAGGGGGGAGCUGCAAACAAGAGAGUAUAGGGAUGUAUUAAAAACAAUAAAUAACAUGAGUGGGCAGGCAUAGAGUAAGGUCGGUCUCCUAUUCCAUAAACAUUGUACGUCAUAGGCUGGUGAUAAAACCUGAGUGUACUUUUCAAUGUACUUAAUUUGUGACUUAAUUUGAAAUUAUUCAUGUUGUGGAACUAAUGUUAUAACCAAACGUUAUUAUCAAAUUGUUGCAAUACUGUAGUUGGAUGACAUUCCUACACAUAAUUCGUUCACUCACAUGGUAAAAAAAGAGAAAAGCUGAACAUUGCAAUUUGCACCUAGCCUUGUGUUUGACCAUAGGUCACAGGACCUUUUUCUAUUAACUCUUCUAUAUGCCAUAGCAAUAUCCAAGGAGGUUGAAACCUCUCUGCAAUAUCUAACCUACAUGAAGGAUAUUAAAAUUUCUUGUGGCUAAA